Messenger RNA from Passer montanus (Eurasian tree sparrow), 1254 nucleotides. It is a transcript of the gene HRH3, whose product is annotated as histamine receptor H3. The coding region runs from base 1 to 1254 and encodes 417 amino acids. Gene Ontology annotation, molecular function: histamine receptor activity. Gene Ontology annotation, biological process: adenylate cyclase-activating adrenergic receptor signaling pathway. Gene Ontology annotation, cellular component: membrane. The transcript has 3 exons. The record is from RefSeq and is a predicted model, not a curated record. Lineage: Eukaryota; Metazoa; Chordata; Aves; Passeriformes; Passeridae.
AUGGAGAGCGGCGGGGCGCUGAACGGCUCCGCCGCCGCCGCCGGGCGCUUCGCGGCCGCGGGCACGGCGGCGCUGGGCGCGCUGAUGGCCCUGCUCAUCGCCGUCACCGUGGCGGGCAACGCGCUGGUGAUGCUGGCCUUCGUGGCAGACUCCAGCCUGCGCACCCAGAACAACUUCUUCCUCCUCAACCUGGCCAUCUCGGAUUUCCUCGUAGGUGCCUUCUGCAUCCCCCUCUACGUGCCCUAUGUGCUGACGGGGAGAUGGAUCUUCGGGAGAAGCCUCUGCAAACUCUGGCUGGUGGUUGAUUACUUGCUGUGCACCUCUUCGGUCUUCAACAUCGUGCUGAUUAGCUACGACAGGUUCCUGUCGGUGACAAGAGCGGUCGCCUACAGAGCCCAGCAAGGCAACACCAGGCAAGCAGUGCUGAAGAUGGUGAUGGUGUGGGUGUUGGCAUUCCUGCUCUACGGACCUGCCAUUAUCAGCUGGGAGUACAUAUCAGGCCAGAGCAUCAUCCCCAGUGGGGAAUGCUAUGCCGAGUUCUUCUACAACUGGUAUUUCCUCAUGACAGCCUCCACGCUGGAGUUUUUCACCCCUUUCAUCAGCGUGAUGUUUUUCAACCUGAGCAUUUACCUGAACAUCCAGAAGCGCACCAAAAUGCGCCUGGACGUUUUCCACGAAGUGCACAACCAGUCCUUCACUGAAGAGGUGGAAAGGAGCCCAGAAGCAAAGCUUUCUUUGAAAUGCUGUAAGUGGGAGCAGAAGGAGUCAGCUGAAACCCUCGACCUCUCUAAGAUCAAAGCUCAAGCAGCAGCCUCCACUUCCAGCCUGGAUGCCAAAGACCUGCUGGAAACGGAGAGCUCCAGGAAACCCAAGUGUUGCAACAAAAAGAGCUGCAAAAACUCAGCCUCCACUCUGUCCUCAGACAAACGGGUGAAGAUCGUGUCCCAGAGCACGACCCAACGCUUCAGGCUCUCCAGGGACAAGAAAGUGGCCAAGUCACUGGCAAUCAUUGUGGGCAUUUUUGGGAUUUGCUGGGCACCAUACACUCUCCUGAUGAUCAUCCGCGCUGGCUGCCACGGCCAGUGCAUCUCUGAGUUCUGGUAUGAGACUUCUUUUUGGCUGCUCUGGAUCAACUCAGCUGUCAACCCUGUCCUAUACCCUCUCUGCCACUCCAGCUUCAGAAGGGCUUUUAUUAAACUCCUUUGCCCCAAGAAGCUGAAGAUUCAGCCUCACUAUGCCCUUCAGAACUACUGA